Messenger RNA from Prosopis cineraria, 1281 nucleotides. Its product is annotated as deSI-like protein At4g17486. Gene Ontology annotation, biological process: protein deubiquitination. Bases 329 to 1072 code for a protein of 247 amino acids. Gene Ontology annotation, molecular function: deubiquitinase activity. The transcript has 5 exons. NCBI's taxonomy places the organism in Eukaryota, Viridiplantae, Streptophyta, Magnoliopsida, Fabales, Fabaceae. The record is from RefSeq and is a predicted model, not a curated record.
UUGUUUAUGUCAUUGAUGUGGGAAGCCAAGUUCUGAAGUCCUAGAGGCUUGGCGUCGGAAGAGAGAGGGGCGAGGGACAAUGUGUGAGUCCGAGGAGCACACGUUGUUCCAUUCUGGGACCACCACCGUCUCUCCUCCAUGACAACCAUCAACCUCACUCUCUUCCGGCUGCCCUUUGCAAUCAACCAAGCAUCUCAGGGAUUGGAAAUACCCGGAUAUACUUAUUGCUCCCAAUCCACCUCAAGAGGAAGAAAGAAGUCUUUGAGAUUCAUGUGCUGAUUUAGAUAUUGGAAAUAGGUAUUGAGAGCUUCCUGGAUUCAUUUUUAGCAUGAAAAGGGGACCAGGGAAUGAUGGCUGGCCCUCUGUUGUGCACCUUCAUGUCAUUAAAAAAUCAGAACCCCGCUUUUGCAUAUUCCCAAAAGUGAAAUCGGUUGACGACAAUCCAGAGAGUGUACCUGUCUAUCUCAAUGUGUAUGAUUUGACACCCGCAAAUGGGUACUUGUACUGGGCGGGCCUUGGUGUUUUUCACGCUGGGGUUGAAGUUUAUGGAGUAGAGUAUUCCUUUGGAGCCCAUGAUUGUCCUACUAGCGGUGUCUUUGAUGUUGAACCUCGCCAGUGCCCAGGAUUCAAGUUUAGGAAGUCAAUAUUCAUGGGAACGACAAAUUCGAAUCCUUUCAAAAUUAGAGAAUUCAUGGAGCAACAGUCAGCUAAUUACCAUGGUAAUACUUAUAACUUGAUGGUCAAGAACUGCAACCAUUUCUGUGCGGAUAUAUGCCAAAGGCUCACAGGGAAUUCAAUACCUAAAUGGGUCAAUCGCCUAGCAAGAUUAGGUUCUGUAUGUAACUGUUUACUCCCUGAUGCCCUCAGAACUUCAACCCCUCAAGAAGAUCCCAACAUUCAAGGGCGUGAUGGUAAGAAAAAGCUGCGUGCCGCUUUUAGUUGUUUUUCAUCAAUGUCAAGGCCCCAGAAGCUCCAGAGGAAAGAAUCAAAAUCUCCAUUAAUUCAACGCUCUCAAAAUAAAGGUUUCCUAAGAGCAUGGAGGACUAGAAAGGGUUCACGAAAGGAAGGAUGAGAUUCUACUUAGCUCUCUUUCUAGGAAGACGGAACCACUGUUAAAUGAAGAAAACAUCCUUUCCUCUAGGAGUGCAGAAAUUGUCGAACAAAAUUUGUUUUCCAUACUUCUCUUGGCUAAUUUUGGCCUUGUCUAAUGAAGAACUUGUCAGAUAUAUUUCUGUGCAAGUUCUACGCAAGCUCAAUGACAAAAACAACUCUUUGUGGAAA